This is a messenger RNA of Malurus melanocephalus (red-backed fairy wren), 2373 nucleotides long. RefSeq names its product Bardet-Biedl syndrome 5 (gene BBS5). The record is from RefSeq and is a predicted model, not a curated record. The coding region runs from base 50 to 1078 and encodes 342 amino acids. NCBI's taxonomy places the organism in Eukaryota, Metazoa, Chordata, Aves, Passeriformes, Maluridae. Gene Ontology annotation, molecular function: phosphatidylinositol-3-phosphate binding. The transcript has 12 exons. Gene Ontology annotation, cellular component: ciliary basal body; BBSome. Gene Ontology annotation, biological process: intracellular transport; cilium assembly.
CACCCCGUUGCCAGGGCGGCGCGCGGACUCAUCKGGGCGGGUGGCGGCCAUGAGCGGGGAACUGGACGUGCUCUGGGAGGACAGGGAUGUCCGUUUCGACAUCUCCGCGCAACAAAUGAAAAUGAGACCUGGAGAGGUCCUUAUAGACUGCUUAGAGUCUGUUGAAGAUACAAAAGGAAACAAUGGAGACAGAGGUAGACUGCUUGUGACAAAUUUGCGGAUCAUUUGGCGCUCACUGUCAUUGCCCAGAGUCAAUCUCUCUGUCGGUUACAACUGUGUUAUAAAUAUAACUACAAGAACUGCCAACUCAAAAUUACGAGGGCAGACAGAAGCUCUAUAUAUAUUGACUAAAUGUAACAAUACCAGGUUUGAGUUCAUAUUUACCAAUGUUGUUCCUGGGAGUCCCAGACUCUUCACUUCAGUUAUUGCCGUGCACAGGGCUUAUGAAACUUCUAAAAUGUAUCGUGAUCUGAAGCUGAGAAGUGCAUUGAUUCAAAACAAGCAACUGAGAUUGUUACCACAAGAACAAAUAUAUGAUAAAGUCAAUGGAGUUUGGAAUUUAUCAAGUGACCAGGGAAAUUUGGGAACAUUYUUUAUUACUAAUGUGAGAAUAGUUUGGCAUGCAAAUAUGAACGACAGCUUUAAUGUCAGCAUACCAUAUCUACAAAUCCGUUCAAUAAAAAUGAGAGACUCAAAAUUUGGCUUGGCACUUGUGAUAGAGAGUUCUCAGCAGAGUGGAGGAUAUGUACUUGGUUUUAAAAUAGACCCUGUAGAGAAACUACAGGAGGCAGUGAAAGAGAUUCAUUCACUUCACAAAGUUUAUUCAGCUAACCCUAUAUUUGGAGUGGAUUAUGAAAUGGAAGAAAAGCCUCAACCUCUUGAAGACCUAACAGUGGAGCAAGCUCCAGAUGAUGUGGAAAUAGAAUCUGAUGAACAUACAGAUGCUUUUGUGGCUUACUUUGCUGAUGAAAAUAAGCAACAUGAUCGGGAGCCUGUUUUUUCCGAAGAACUGGGACUUGCAAUAGAGAAGCUAAAGGAUGGAUUCACACUGCAGGGACUCUGGGAAGUAAUGACCUGAUUUAAAUUGGCACGUGUUUGUUUCCUAAGCAGGAAAAACUCUCAGUUCUUGCUGUACUUCAGAGAGCUGUAGAAGAUAAUUUAGAAAUAUCAGAGUAGCAGAGAAAGAACAAGCCAAAGCUAAAGAGCAGGCAAAUAUUAUAUAAUAARUCCUCAGGCUAUGUCAUAAAAGAAAGAUUAUUCAAAAUCCUUGUAUGCUUAAAUGUUUUGCAGUUAUUGUGCUGCUUCUCUAAGCAGUGACAAAACAGCCACUCCCUGAGGCAGGCAGGCCGGGGCCCAGCUGCUGGAGGCAGCGCUGCCCCCUGCGGGCUGCCCUCGGUCACGGCUGCAAGGACCUGCGAAUUCCCUCUGCCUGUCUGACAGUGGCACCUGGCAGUGCCUCUGCACAACGGGCAUGGCACUGCCAUUUGACACACUUGUGUAACCUGGUGUUUUCGGAUUGUUUGGUUUCCUGACAGUCCCCUGACAACACAGCUAUGGCAGGUAGCCACCAUUUUUUUACAACUUCAUGGCUCCUGUGUUUAUGAUUUGCCCUUUGAUUGGCACCUCUUGCUAUUUUACACAGAAAUAUGGCAGAAAAGGAAGCCUUGUUUUCUGCACAUGGAGACCACUGUUUGAGACAGGGCAGUGUGAGGUAUCCACUUUGAUGCUCAGUUUCAAGUAUUCAUGUAUUUAUACAGAGUGAUGUACUUUCCCAUAAUUAUUAUGUUUGAAUUAAAUUUCUAUAACUUGUGUUAAUGAUUUUCAACACAGAAAUACCAUAAUACACAGAACAUUUUGUAUGUAGGCAUAUUGGCUAUGUUAUUGACAGCUUUAAGAAAAAGCAAUUCUGUUUCAAAUAAUAGUUUUCAUGUCUCAUAAUUUUGCUAAAUGUUCUGCACAUAUCAUUCCAAGUAUUUAAGAGUAAUCCAGAUAUCCUCAUGCAGUUGUUGUUUGCUUGUUUGUUUUUGCUAGAGCGCUUUUUUAAGCAAUGAUCUAGAAAAAAGUGCACAUGCAAAUAGCUUCUGUGUGUGAGUCAUUAGACCUUUUAUGAUGUUAUGUGUUACAGAGAAAUGAGUCAUUUAUUGUUUAAAAGGAAGACACAGCUGUUACGUUUACUACUGAGAUAAAACCUCUGUGCUGGUUUCUAUAAAUGGAAAAAGUCAAAUGAGCUCUGCUCUCAGCUGUUGUUUCAGCAGCUGACUGUUAAAGUAACUGUGGUGUGAAUGUAAUACUGGUGUUUGUAGAAAAUCUUCCAAGGUAUAUAUUUUAAUGGAAAAGUACCUGUAUUGAAAAGUGGUCAUUAUUUCAAUAAAA